Penaeus chinensis is the source of this 2609-nucleotide messenger RNA. RefSeq names its product organic cation transporter protein-like. Gene Ontology annotation, biological process: transmembrane transport. Lineage: Eukaryota; Metazoa; Arthropoda; Malacostraca; Decapoda; Penaeidae. The transcript is spliced from 12 exons. The record is from RefSeq and is a predicted model, not a curated record. Gene Ontology annotation, molecular function: transmembrane transporter activity. Gene Ontology annotation, cellular component: membrane. Bases 250 to 2217 code for a protein of 655 amino acids.
GUGAGGGCCCGCAUGACGUCGAGAAACCUACAGCUCUCGAUUCUUCUGCCCAGUAGCGUGGCAAGUGUCACAGGCGACUGACGAAGGGAGAGAGAACUGCUGAGAGGAAGAUCUAAGGAAAUUAGGACGUGUCUUGUCCUUCGCUGCGUCUUUAAUCUUUUUUCUUUUGUUCUAUUUCUUUCGUCCUUAUUUUCUUCACUUUUGCCCCCAAUUAUCCCGGAGGUCCUUGCGUGUUCCCGAGCCUCCAAGAUGGGCGUUAAGCUGGACGGCCUCCUAACACAGCUGGGCACAGGAAAAUGGAACAUAUUGCACUGCCUCGCCCUCUCUUACUGUGUGUCCUUACCCGCCUACCACACCCUGGGCGGAGCUUUCCUGGCGCCCAAGGUGGACUAUGCAUGCCGCCCACCUGACUACGCCCACACCAACAAAUCGGUCACCGCAUAUGGGAUGGAUGGGACAGACUUCCAAGACGACUGUAGCUUCUUCGCCAAAUCCCCAGUCACUGGACGCUUCGACGAGAAGAAAUGCACGCAGUGGGUCUUCGAUAAUUCAACCUUCACGUCUUCUGUCACUUCGGAGUUCCAGCUCGUGUGCGGACGUGGAUAUUUGAGAGCGACCUUCACAAGCAUCUACAUGUUCGGGGUACUUGUCGGCGCGCCACUGAACGGCCUCUUAGCUGACAAGUACGGCCGACGUCCUACCGUGGCCAUAGGAUCUCUCCUGUACUCCAUCAUCGCCAUUGGCUCGUGCUGGCUUCCCACGCUGUCCAUCCUUAUGAUCGCGCGCUUCCUGCUGGGCACGAUGCACCCCACGAUCAUGAAGACGGGUUAUAUCCUCGCCAUGGAGGUCACCGAGCCUCGCCUGAGAUCGGUCAUGGGCAUCAUGCUCUUCCUGCCGUGGGCGCUGGGCACGAUGGCCUGGGGCGGCAUCGCGUACCUGGUGAGGGACUGGCGUUGGCUGCAGCUCACCGUGUCCCUGCUCACUCUCAUCUUCCUGCCGGCGCUCCUGUUCAUGGACGAGUCCCCGAGGUGGCUGGUGGUGCGAGGGUACCACGGCCUUGCCCUCAGGACGCUGCAGAAGGCGGCCAGAUGGAACAAGGCCUCGCUCCCGCCGCCUCACAGGAUCCUGCAGAUUCUCAAGGACGGCCAGCAUGAGGUACACCCUACCAAAAGGCAUAACGCGGACGAUGCUUGUAGUUUCAAUGGGCUAAUAAGGAUGUACGUGGGGAGCGCUUUCAUUCUGUUCAGAACGCCCCGCCUUCGCAUCAUCACUCUGUGCAUGUACAUCGACUAUCUGAUCGUCGGGAUGGUGUACUACGGACUCUCUCUCGGCGGAGGCAACUUCAGCAGCGACCCGUUCAUCUAUAUGGUGUUAAUGGGCGUGAUGGAGGUGCCUGCGUAUACUGUGAUGGUGCCUGUGGUGACGAGCUUCGGCAGACGAGCCCCAACGGUCUUCUUCUUCCUGUUUAGUGGGGCUGUUUUGCUCUGUUUGCCUUUCAUUCCUUUGGGAUGCGGCUGGCUCGCGGUCACGUUAGCCAUGAUCGGCAAAAUGAUGAUCACGUCUGCCUUCCAAAUCAUCGCACUUUAUUGCUCCGAACUCUUCCCGACGGAGGUGAGGACCCGCGGCGCCAGUACGGCCUUCAUGAUGUCUCGUCUCGGCUCCACCUGUUCGCCCUUCAUCACCGAGUACCUUGGCGCGGCGUACCCUUGGGCGCCAUCCGUGGUGUUCGGCGUCUCGUCCAUCGUCGCGGGUCUGGCAACACUGGCACUGCCCGAGACGCUGGGCGUGGCGCUGCCUGACACUAUCGCCCACCUGGAGGAGAGGGCAGCGCUGGGCGCGAAGAGAAUGUUCAUCCGAAUGCUCACGCGCGAGUACAACUCUGGCCUCCGCUUCAGCCCCGCCCUGACUCGCCCUCCUCGACUAACUCUUAGGGAAACGUCCUCCAUCAUGAUCCAAGAGCGGCAGGAGGAUCAUCCACGGCAGGAGCAGAACGACGAAGCUCGGGAGGAGGAGCAGCAAGAGCAGGGUUCAUUCAGGCACACGAAACCGACGAAAGACGAGGCUUCUGAAGCUCCACGCGGUGAGGUCACUGAACUAACGACGCGCCAUGAAACAGAGAAGCCGGGUAUUCGACCGUGUAUCGAACCGUCGAGAUUCAUGUGGCUCGAACCCAUGUCUUCAUCCAGUUCGAAGAGCGGAGUGUUCAGUGGGAAAUGAAAACGUAAAAUGAUGUUUUUUUGCCUUUGUUUUUGUCCGUUUUAUUCUUUGAGGUAAUGAACUGAUGAUGAUGAUGAUCGGAAGUGGAGGUAAAGAAUUAUGAAAUGAGAUUUAUUUCUCUUUCUAUCUGUGGGUUUGUGUUUUCUGCUGAAGAGUAUGAGGUAUGAGUUAUAUGUGCUUUUAUAAGUUAUACAUAAAAAAAUAGGCGAGUGUAUGCGUGCGUGUGUGUUUAGUUCGAUCCCUGAAAAGUAGCUUGUUAUUAAUGUAAAACGUAUUUCAAAUCCAGAAUCUACUGUAACUAAGUAAAUGAUUCACAUUACAUAAUGCACGUCACAUUGUUAAAAGUGCUCUACUGUCAGAAAAUCUACACUGUAACUAAAUAAUCGUCUUCA